UUCAUGUCUGCAUUUUCUCUGCCAAUAUAAUCGUGGCUUUUCCAGCUGCCGUUGUGCCUUCUGCGAAGCUCUUGUGCUUGGUUUUGGCUCAUAAUUUGGUUGAUGGUCCUGAUUGCAAUCGUGUUCUUCUCGAUUGUCGAUUCACUGACUGAUAACGGCGUUGGAUGAUGACAAACUCAUCCUUCUUGUUUCUCAUGAGACGCUUUCUGAUAAAAAGAAUUCCCUUCAGAUUUCUGACCAAUAGAUGCACAAUGCCUGGAUCUGAUAGUCUCAAUGUAGUUCGCGUCGAUUCUUGAUCUGCCCUCGUAGUUUUUUGCUCGUCUACCGAGUUCUCCUUUUUCGCUGUCCUUUUGGUCUUUCUUCCGAUCAAAGGCUUUAAAUUUGUAUGGCUGAAUGCUGAAACUUAUCUUUACUCCUACACUGCAAAAGGAUAGCUGAUAGGUCAUUGCUUCAGGUGGGAUGUCGAUAUUGGCAAAAAUUAAGCGGCAUAAUGAAUUGGCCUUCUUUAGCUAAUGCUUAGUGUCUUUUCGAAGCAAGCUUGCUUCUACCAGGUGGUACAUAUCAGAUUAGACUGGGCAGGGCAUGGUUUCUGCUCUUCGGUUCCAGUCUGGAUUCACUAGUUGUAUAUGUGAGACAUUGGAACCUCCUACCCCACCUAUCUUUAAACAAUUUCAACAACAUUUGGGCCAGGUCUGCUCUGAAUGCUUCUUUAGUGGCCUCCUUAACUUCACGUUUAAUUUCCAUCUCCUAACUCGUGUUCCUCCUGGCAUCAAGGACUAACUCGCCCCAGUGCAUUAAAUUCUUGGCCUGUUUGUGCACGACGCACCACCACUCUCUUGGUUCUUGCUUGCGUUUUGUGGAUUUGAAGGCUCUGAAACAAUGGUGGUUUUCGUUAUUAGCUUGGGACUUAAAUUGGACUAGGACAAGAAUUCUACUGAACAGUGCAUCUGAUGUCACUGCGCUCACAGAAUCAGUGAAUUCUGCUAAUUGGCUUCUGCAAAGCUUAUAGGAUAUUUGAUUGAUGAUGGAUCGGCGAAGUUGGCCUUGGAAGAAAAAAUCAUCUGAUAAGACAGUGAUUACAGCUGACUCAUCCACUUCCACUUUGUCAAAUUCUGGUGGAAAUCAAGCAGACCAGGAUGUUAACAGCACUGUCAAAUAUGUACAAAUUUCUGCAGAAUCAUAUGCCCACCUGACUGAAUUGGAAGACCAAGUGAAGAUCUUGCAAGAAAAAUUAUCUGCAGCACAAACUGAGAUGACAACCAAGGAUAAUCUAGUCAAGCAACAUGCUAAGGUUGCUGAAGAAGCAGUCUCAGGUUGGGAAAAAGCUGAAGCUGAAUCAUCUGCACUGAAACAUCAACUUGAAUCUGUCACAUUGUUAAAGCUUACAGCUGAAGAACGGGCAUCUCAUCUUGAUGGUGCCCUGAAGGAGUGCAUGAAGCAGAUAAGAAAUGUGAAAGAAGAAAGUGAGCAAAAAUUACACGAUGUAGUCUUCGCCAAAACUAAGCAAUGGCAAAAGCUCAAAGCAGAGCUAGAGGCAAAACUAGAUUAUUUUGAGCAGGAACUGCUUAGAGCUUCUGCUGAAAAUUCAGCUCUUUCAAGAUCUCUUCAAGAACGUUCAGAUAUUCUGAUGAAAAUUACUGAUGAGAAGAUGCAAGCUGAUUGUGAGAUCGAAGUGCUAAAUAACAAUAUUCUGUCAUGUGAAAAAGAAAUUAAUUCAAUGCAAUAUGAGCUACAUGUUAUUUCUAAGGAGCUUGAAAUUCGGAGUGAAGAGAAAAAUAUGAGCAUAAAAUCUGCUGAUGCAGCGAACAGACAGCAUUUGGAGGAUGUAAAGAAAAUGUCAAAACUAGAAGCUGAAUGCCAAAGAUUGCGUGGUCUUGUUAGGAAAAAGCUGCCUGGGCCUGCUGCAUUAGCACAAAUGAAACUAGAAGUUGAAAAUUUAGGCCGUGAUCAUGGGGAGACUAGAUUACGACGAUCACCUGCCAAGAAUCCUAGCCCUCCUUACAUUUCAACACCUGCUGCUGAUUUUGCCUCUGAAAGCAUCCACACUAUGCACAAGGAGAAUGAGUUUCUUACAGCACGUUUAUUAACAAUUGAGGAAGAAACAAAGAUGUUAAAAGAGGCUUUGUCAAAACGUAACAGUGAGUUACAGGCUUCGAGAAACAUGUAUGCUAAAACUGCAAGCAAGCUUCGAAGCGUUGAAGCACAGAUGCUGACCCUGAACCAACAGAAGAUAUCAUCAAAUCCAACUUUUGACAUCUCAUCUGAUACCAAUUUAAGCCAAAACGAAAGCAACCCACCAAGCUUGACAUCCAUGUCUGAAGAUGGAAUUGACGAGGCAGAGAGUUAUUCUGAAUCAUGGUCUGCAGCAUUAAUGUUGGAACUCUCGCAAUUCAGAAAAGAAAAGGACACCGUGAAGCACAAGAAUACAGACAAUUCAAAAAAUUUGGAACUUAUGGAUGAUUUUCUGGAGAUGGAGAGGUUAGCUUGUAUGUCAACAGAGUCCAAUGGAACAAUUACCAUUCCUGGAGGUGUGCUUGAUAAGAUGAAAACUGAAAAUGCUGGUGGCAUGUUACUAGCUGAUAUUCUGGAUGGUACUAGUAAAGGACAGCAGUUUACGUCAGAGAAGGCAGAAACUCUGCCUUGUGCCAAUAAAAAACAUUCUGAAGGAGAACUUGCGAUGAGUAAACUCAGUUCUCUGUUGAGAAAACUUCAGACAAGAAUAGUUUCUACUUUUAAGUUGCUGGAUCAGGAAGUUGAUAUUGGUAGAGUUUUGGAGGAUAUAAGACGCAUCCUGCAGGAAACACAAGAAGAGUUGCCUCAGAAUUCUGUAAGCUGCAUCAUUAAAGAAAAUUAUUCUGUAGAUGCUCCUUGUCAACAAAAAGCUUGUGAUGAUGACACGGACAAAGCUACUAAUAUUGGCUUUUCUUUUAAGCACGACAAAGUUUCAUAUGCUGAUGAUAAGCAUGAAUUAGGUCUACAGUUGAGGAAUGCGAUAUCUGAGGUUCAAGAUUUUGUUAUUUCUCUAGGUAAGGAAUCCUUAGGACCACAAGAUAGGCAAUCUGAUGUUCAAGGACUAAAUGAGAAAAUCCAGCAGUUCUCUUCUUAUGUUGAAGAUGUACUGUAUAAUGGGAAAAGCUUGAAUGAUUUUAUACCUAUUUUAUCCCAUAUAUUGUCUGAAGCCGGUAAGAUGGGCUUUAAGAUGACCUUUAAUAUGGGCAAAGAAUGGGAUAACAAUAUCUCAGAUUGCAUAGACAAGGUAACAUUACUUGAAAACAGAGUGGCUCAUCAGGAUCCAAGAAAUGAGACAUUUUCUGGAAGGUCUAUGGCUUUAUCUCAGUCUUCCUCUCAUCCAGACAUUGAAGGGCCUACCAGCGACAGCUUUGAACAGAGGAACACAAUGCAUAAAUUAUCUGUGAAGGAUUUUGAAGAGAUGAGGUUGGAGAAAGAAAACAUGCAAUUAGAAUUGUCUACUUGCAGCAAAUUGUUGGAAGAAACAAAACUUCAGCUAGUUGAAACUGAACAAAAUUUGGCAGAUCUUAGAUCCCAGUUGGCUGCUAGCCAAAAAUCAAACAGCUUGUCUGAAACACAAUUGAAGUGUAUGGCUGAGUCCUAUAAGUUACUGGAAUCACGAGCACAGCAAUUAGAUGCUGAAAUAAACCUGCUGCGUACAGAAGUACAAACAUUGAAAAAUGAGCUUCUGGAAGAAAGGCAAAUUCAUCAGGAUGAUUUGACCAAAUUAAGAGAUCUUCAAGAGCAGUUCGAGAGGAAUGAAAAGUCCAAAAUGUGCUCAGACGCUGACAUUGAUACCGAGGCAAAACAGGAGAAAGAGAUAGCAGCAGCUGCAGAGAAGCUUGCAGAGUGUCAGGAGACCAUACUUCUGCUUGGCAGGCAAUUGCAAGCCUUUCGUCCAUCAGCAGAACAAUCAGAUACCUUUCGAAAUAGUAGACAUCUCAUGAACUUCAGCUAUUUGGAAGAUGUGCUAGACGCUAGUGAUUUUAGUGCCCAAAACAUGCAUAAGGCAAGGCAUUCAGUGUCUGAAACAGAAAGUGCAGCUGCUUUUAUCACACCAAGAGCUGGUGCCGAAUCCCCCUUGGAUGGAUACAACUCUCAGUUUAGCCCAUCUGAUGCCGAAGCAAGUUCUUUUCCCAAAUCACCUAUCAACUCAAAGCACCAGAAGCAUAGGCCUUCCAGGUCAUCCUCUUCUACUUUUCCUAAUGCUUUGACUGAGAAGCAUGGACGUGGUUUCAGCAGGUUUUUCUCAAAAGGGAGAAAUUGAUCAUUAGUUAAAGUUUUUAAGAUAACUUUUCUCUUGAAGGAUAUCCUGAAAUUUAGCGAUGGAAAAAUGAGUGCAUAGUUAUCUUCAGACUUCAGAGCCGAGCAGUUGCAGUUUUGAGCCUUAAGUGGGUUGUGCUUGUUUGCGAUGGUAAUUACUAAUUUCUUGCAAUCAAUGCAUGCGCCUUGAAGCUUUUUUUUGCCUUGCAACUUGUUUAGCAAUAUCCAUGUUCUCGAUGAAGAUCAACAGUUAUCAUGGCAGUUGUGGGUUUUCCAUACACAAAUUUCUGUACAUUGUCAUCGCAAAGUCAAUGAAUUCCUUUCAAGCAACAUAAGCAUUGUAACACAGCUGUGAUUUUUGAACCUGUUUGAUGUACAGUGGACUGGCAUAAAAUCUGGUUCCUUAAAAUGAAUGUUUGGUUUAUGAAGUCAA
Molecule: messenger RNA, 4705 nt
Organism: Musa acuminata AAA Group (dessert banana)
Lineage: Eukaryota; Viridiplantae; Streptophyta; Magnoliopsida; Zingiberales; Musaceae
Product: filament-like plant protein 4
Exons: 7
Coding region: 1022-4276 (1084 amino acids)
Source: RefSeq, a predicted model, not a curated record